UCUAUUAUUGAACAGGGCUUGGCCAUUCUGUAAAUAUCUUGGUCUUGGUUUUUGUAUCCAACCUUGAAAAUGACUAAAGUGAGCAAUGAAGAUGUGGAAAUAAGAAAAUUACCUGCAGGCUCAACUUUUAAACUAUGUCAAAUUCUCGAGAGUGGUGAUGGAUGGAGACAGUUGAUGGCUGCAAUACCAAUUUCAUGUCAAGAGGGGAAUCCACCAAAAUACACAGUUGAACAUAUGAAGUUAAUUGAAAACGCAGGAAUGUGCCAAAAACGUCCCUUUUCGGAAAUACUUCUUGAGGAAUGGAGCACUAGUGGUAAAUGUCGACCAACUGUUUCUGUGUUGCUUCAGUGCCUCUUGAAGGCUGAAUUGUAUCGUGCUGCUGAUUAUGUCGCUGUUGAACUACUUAAAGUACCCCCACCCCCGAGGCCACAUACGGGCCCGGCAGCUACCAUCACCGCGGGAGGAGUUGACUUUACUCCCAGUGCUCCUCCCGCACCCUCCUCCCCUCUACCUACCACCUCUGAACACACAGCGGAUCCUGCAGAGCUGCUAGUGUCUCACGUCAAAGAGAUGACCAAAUUGCCCUAUGCACGGCUGGAGGAGGUCACUGAUGGGUUCGCUGCUACACGUCUGCUGGGUGGAGGUGCGUGGGGACAAGUGUACCAAGCCACUCUGCCCCGUCUCGGCCCGGUAGCUAUCAAGCGACUACACCUGGCAGUGACGGGGGGACCUUGGGAACCUCUGCAGCAGUUCCACAACGAGAUUGAUGUUCUGGCACAGUUAUCCCAUCCCAACCUACUGCCACUGCUAGGCUACUCGGAGGAUGGCCCGGCGCUCUGUCUGGCGUAUAAGUACAUGAGGCAUGGCUCCUUGCUUGACAGACUGGCGUGUACGAAUGGGAGGCAGCCUCUGCAGUGGUGUGACAGACUGGUGAUUGGUCUAGGCUCUGCACGAGGUCUGUGUCAUCUACACACGGUGUUGGAGAGGCCCCUUGUACACCGAGAUGUCAAGUCCGCUAAUAUUCUGCUGGACGACAACUUUGUUCCCAAGUUAGGUGAUUUUGGCCUGGUCCGGAUGGGCUCUAAUGCCAACCACACCCAGACAGCGGCCAUUACUACAAACGUCAUUGGCACAUCGGCAUACAUGGCUCCCGAGGCCUACAGAGGAGAUGUGUCCGUCAAGAUGGAUGUUUUCAGCUUCGGGGUGGUCUUAUUGGAGCUAUUGACAGGCCUGCCUCCUUAUGAUGAAAACAGAGAAGGUCAUGACCUCAUAACUCAUGUGGACGACGCUGAUAAUAGAAAUGAACUAGUAGACAAUAGAGCAGGAAACUGGCCUCAACACGUCGUUCAACAGAUGUUUGAACUUUCCGACUUGUGUUUGUAUGAGAAGAAAAGACGACCGUUGAUGCCAGCUGUAAUUGAAAAACUAGAACUUUUGAUUUGCUAGUUGAACAUGAAGAUAAUCAGUAAAAUGUUAGAGGUCAAGCGUGUAACAUAGACUAUAGACCACAAGGACCUAGGCUUUUAGGAUUUUUGUGAGGAUAGGUGGCUUAUAGCAUAGAUGCAAUACUGCAUUGGUAAAUUUCUCAUCCAAAUGGAUCAGUUAAAUACAAUUUUAUUAUUAGUUCCGCACAGUGCACUGUAGCGAUCAGCGUCACCAACAUGAACUAUGCACGAAAAACGAGCUUCAUCAUUUACAAUGGGAUGAGAAGUUUACUUGUGUUGGAUUAAUCUAUGCAUACUCAUAGCAUUGUACAUAGCAUUGAUAUAAGCCCCCGUAUGCUGCAUGUACUGAGCUACGGGUACUCUAUCACUACUAAUGCAAUCAAAAUACAUAAUUGUAAUAUUUGAUUAAGAACAAAUUGUAUUAUGUACUUGUCUAUUAAGCAGGUUAGAAAAUAGUGCAUUACUCUUACCUGAACAUAACUUGAAGUGAAACAAUUAAUGUGCCAAGGAGACCGAAAAACAGAAAAUUUGUGUUUAGUUGUUAUUUGCCGCUUAACCCUUCCCGGACGGGUGACGGAUAUAUCCGCCUAAGUCUUUGGCGAUAAAGGACGGGUGGCGGAUAUAUCCGCUUAUGGUUUUUGAUGUUCCGGACGGGAAGCGGAUAUAUCCGCCUUCUCUUCAGACAGACUGGCAGGUGCUUGAGCAGUAACCAGAUGUUUUGCGGUACCAAAGCGCCACUUCCUGCUCUCUCCAUGGCUGAGCUCUCUCCCACAAUCCCCCCUCUCUCCCGCGCACCCCCCACCUCUCCUACGGUCUUCCCUCGACGUUUCACGCUCAACAUUACCUUGUCUUUAUUGAUUGUUUAAACAUAUUGUUCUUUAUUUAUUGCCUAAAGUUGUCAUGGUCAUAUCUUCAAAGACGGGUGGCGGAUAUAUCCGCUGCUUUUCUACUCAUCCGUGAACGGGUAGCGGAUAUAUCCGCAUAGAUAAAAACUAGUAAAAAAUUAUUUUGACAGUAUGAAGUGUUCCAUUGUGUUUAUUUUAUGUGUACUUGUAUAACAAAACACAAAUAAGGAAAAUAAAUUUUUAUUUUUUCUUAUAAUUUUUUCCAGUUCUAUGUCACGAUUUCGCCUGUCCGGGAAGGGUUAAUACUUUAAUUGCUUGUUAUAUUAUCUAUAGGCCUAUAAAUAAAAAUUAAUCCCUUUUUAGCGAAUUUCCCUAUAGGGAAGUAGCUAUUACCGUAGGUGGCACGAUAAGACCUAGACCCGGGACCAAUUUACUUUUUCAUUUUGAUGUCCCCAGAGGCCAAAAACACCAUUUGUUCAAAUUUGUAUAUAUAUAUAGAGACAUAUAUAUAUAUAUA
Messenger RNA from Macrosteles quadrilineatus (aster leafhopper), 2807 nucleotides. Its product is annotated as interleukin-1 receptor-associated kinase 4-like. The coding region runs from base 70 to 1446 and encodes 458 amino acids. Gene Ontology annotation, cellular component: plasma membrane. Gene Ontology annotation, molecular function: ATP binding; protein kinase activity. The transcript has 9 exons. The record is from RefSeq and is a predicted model, not a curated record. NCBI's taxonomy places the organism in Eukaryota, Metazoa, Arthropoda, Insecta, Hemiptera, Cicadellidae. Gene Ontology annotation, biological process: protein phosphorylation.